AGCUACCCCCUUACAUGCCAGUGACCGAGGCUUUAUUAAAACACCCAUCGUUCAGCAAUGAUUCCAUAAUGGAAGAUCUAAUCAGGUCAGGAUUUGGUCUCCAGUCUUACGUCACGGAAACUGGUGAAGAAAUCUGGACAGAAAAUGGCGUCCAGUACCGCCCGUUUCCUUACAAAGAACCAAAAGACAGCAAAUAUUACAAUUCAGAGUUUGAAGCCUACAUUCCUUUCAAUGAGACCACGUUUUUUGAAGGUCGACCAGCUCAUCAAUCGUUUAGAAAUGGGACGAAAAAAAUAAUUCUAUGGUGGCAGCAUAAAGUCGGUCAGGCAAGCAUCGACGGGCUAAAAACUUUGAAGGGGUGUCCAGAGUUUCCUUGUGUCAUUGGCUCAGACAGGAAGUACACAGAUGUCAGCAGUGCUCUACUUGUUGACGCACAGUUUGUAAACAAUGAACCCCCACCAACCCGUCGUGAGGACCAAGUGUUUGUCCACUACCACGUAGAGGCACCAUCAGACAAUGUAUAUUGGUGGUAUGGUAAUUUGUACGAGAAGUACGAAACCUGGAACACAGCAUUCAACUGGACAAUGUCCUUUAGACGGGACUCGGACAUUCGGACUUACUACGGUCUAGUCAGAAAAAGAAAACACAUCAGAGAAAAAAAUUAUACAUCAAUUUUAGCAUCUAAAACGAGGCUGGUCGCCUGGUUUGUGUCGAAUUGUAAUACAAAUUCAAAACGGGAAGAAUAUGUGGCAGAACUUCAACGGUAUUUAGAUGUCGACGUUUACGGGAAGUGUGGUCCUUUUAGAUGCCCCAGACAGAAUGACAGCAAUUGUCGUGAUAAAAUUCGUAAAAUAUACAAAUUUUACAUAGCGUUUGAGAACAAUCUUUGUAAAGAUUACAUUACGGAAAAGUUGUAUAAAUUCUUCGAUUCAGAUUUCAUUGUCAUUGCCCGUGGAUCAAAUUUCUAUUCGAGUAAUCUCCCUUCAGAAACUUUUAUAAACACCGCUGACUUCAAAUCUCCCGAGGAACUGGCUAAACGAAUUCUAUAUUUAGAUUCCCAUGACGAGGCUUACAUUGCAAUGCUGAAAGAGAAAGACAAAUACUUUAGCAUCUACGAGGAUUAUCCGUUAUACCGUAUCGAUCCUGUGUUCCUGGAGUAUCGAUAUGAGGCAGUUCCCAUGUGCCAGUUGUGUCAGCGGGUCUGGAACUUGGAGAAAUAUGCUAAAACUGUGCCAGAUAUACUGGCGUGGUUUGAAAACGAAUAUUACAAGUGUCAAAAAAAUUAGGCAAGCACUUAAUUUAUUUUGAUAUAUAAAUGUGUUACAAGCAUUUUAAGAAGUUUAAUGUAUUUCAAUUCGUAAUGAAAGCUUGAAUACAAAAUUAAUAUUUUAAAUGUCAACUAAGAAGUUCAAUUUUGUGAACUAAAUUAAUGUUUAAUUUACUGUAUUAAAAUUGUCUAAUAUUGUUAGUAUCUUAGCACUUUAAUCUGUUGGCCCAUAC
This is a messenger RNA of Physella acuta, 1500 nucleotides long. Its product is annotated as alpha-(1,3)-fucosyltransferase fut-1-like. Gene Ontology annotation, cellular component: membrane. Lineage: Eukaryota; Metazoa; Mollusca; Gastropoda; Physidae. Gene Ontology annotation, molecular function: fucosyltransferase activity. The record is from RefSeq and is a predicted model, not a curated record.